AACCAUAUCAUUCAUGGCACUAAAAUUGCAACAUACCAUCUGCCUUAUGCCAGAAUGAUGUGCAGGCUUUUCUUAGGACGAGGUGAAUACAUGUUGGCUUGAAUGAAAAACUUAUAGCACAUAUAAUACGUACGAAUGGUUUGGCUAGGGCGCGUUGAUAGCGGACAUCAAUGUACUAGUUGAAGCACAUCUUUGAUCUUAAGGCUCUAUGUAGAGGUUGUCGCUGUUAGGAAUUCAGGUUUCUACGAUACAGCAAAGACCAUGGCACCACCGACUGUAUUUAACCGUUUCCCUUCAAGAGUUCGACGGUGGGGAAAGUUACCAACACGGUUCUGGACAGGCUUAAAAAAUGUGGGACAAAAAAUUUAUAAGAUUGUGUCAUCACACGCCGGUUUGGUUAUCAUAUUGUUAGUGUACUCAUUCCUUGGGGCUGCCAUCUUUCAUGCCAUUGAAGGAGCGGAGGAAGAUAGAAAAGAACUUGAAGGAAAAACCGAUGGCCCAUCUGUGGAGGAAAUUAAAAGCACUUUCACCAAAAAGAUUUGGAACAAAACUACCUUUGAUGUGCACAAUGCUACAUCCUGGAGUCGGAUGAUGCAAGUUGAGUUAAAUGCCUUGCAGUCCGACUUGUAUGCAGCGUUUGAGAGAGGUGUAAAGACGAACUCUAGCCAAAAAACAUGGAAUUAUUGGAAUGCUCUUUUAUACUGUGGAACGCUGUACACUACCAUUGGUUAUGGUCACAUCGUUCCAUCUACAUCUUUCGGCCAAGUAAUGACCAUUGUCUAUUCAGCGAUUGGCAUUCCACUAUGUCUCAUCACGCUAGCAGAUUUGGGUAAACUCCUCACGAGAGGAGUAAAGAUUCUCUUUGCCUAUAUACGACGUUUUUACUACACGGGACGAUGCCGAAAGAUGCGUCGCGCUACAGGAAAACAACUGAGAUCAUACGGCGGGAAAUUUCGAAAACAAACCAGGCGGUUCUCAUUUCCGUUAAAUAGAUUAAGAAAGGAGAACGGUCUAGCUGAUAGCUCACAGAGUGUGCCGGCAAGGGUGACACACAGCCCUAAAGAUCUUGGUUUAGAUAAUCAAGGCAUGUCACACUCGGAUGUCGAGAUGGGGCGAAUAAAAGCAGCGCCCUCUGGGUGCACGUUGACCGAUGUCGAGGAUAAUGAGGAAACAGAAAGUGAAGUAGACAAGAAAAACACGCCCUAUGAGAUCGAUGAAAAUUUCAACAUACCCAUCGUGUUUGCCCUUUUGCUAGUGAUUGUGUACAUUUUGGUAGGCGCCAUUAUUUACAUUCAGUGGGAGGAAUGGAGCUAUUUGGAAGCUUUCUACUUUAUUUUCAUCUCUAUUAGUACAAUCGGUCUAGGUGACGUGACCCCACAACAUCCACUCUAUUUCCUCAUCUCAUCCAUAUACAUAUUUCUCGGACUUUCUCUUGUAUCCAUGACGAUAAAUGUCGGGAUGGAAUUCAUGCAGGCGAGAAUAGAAAAGACUAUGGAACGCGCGAAAGCUGAAAUGGGGCAGAUGGCAGGAAAGGCCAAGACCCAGAUGGGCGCUGUAGCAGGAAAGGCUAAGCAUGGCAUUCACGGUAUGGCGGGAAAAACUGUGACAGCAGCGAAGUCAGGAAUGGGAGCAAUGGCAGGGCAGAUUGACAAGACCUUUGACAAAGCGAAGAAAACAGUAAGAGAUCAUGGAAGCAAGUUAAGUACCAAAAAAGACAAAUCCGCCACUGACUCAGAAAAUGGGAGUGUAAGGGGCUCAGAAAAACACUUAGCAAGUGAUAUGGAGAAUGAGAAGGUGACGAAGAAAGAUGCUAAUACUCCCACAAAGACAAAAGAUGAGGUGAAAACCAGUCCUUCAAGGUUUUCCGCCAGAUCUCCAGUGAAAGACAGCAAAGAUACGGUAACACCUUUUAAGGCAAAGGAGGAGAAAGACGAAACUUCUGCAAAGCUAUCAGACACACAAAGUUCUGCUGAUAGUAAAUCUCCGACGAAGGCGGUGUUGUCACCGGAACCUCUGGAAACUUCUAAACCAAAAGCCCCAGAACACGAAGAAAAGACGCAUGGCAGCAAGCCUUCUCUGUUUGCAUCAGCCAAAUUACCUUGGAAAAAGCAUACUACUUCCGCCCCAGUUGAUGCAAAAACUGAAAAGUCCUCAAGCACCCCAUAUCCUACGAAAAUCUCACCGGAGCCUAAAAAAGCUAGCUUAGAUGAUUUAUGAAACGUUGAUGUCAUUUGAAGAAAGUUUCAUCAAAUUCACUUCAAUCUAAGCCCUUUACAAAGUCUUAAAAAGAAAAUUGUUUAUUGUAAAGCAUUAUAAUUAUUGACUGCUUCAAACCAUUUGUGUGUGUGUAUAUAUAAUUGCGUUUUAACGUGUUCUUCUGAGUCGUUCUGCUAAAUAUUAGAUGAGUGAAUGAAUGUUAUCUAUUGUAAAUACAAAAUGACAUUUAUGAUUUUAUAUGUUGUAAUACUUCAUUUCAGUCGAUCAUUCUUGUCAUGAGGAUCUGCCCUGGUAUCCGUAUGUGUAUGAUACAGGUCUGGUAUUGAAUAAAUAUAUAUCUACUAAUAAGCGCUUAUAUUUCACACUGCAAAAAAUGAACAAUAGAAGCAAUUUACUUUUCCCGGAGAGUGAUAAUUAGGCUUCGUGACUCAACUUCCAUCUCAAACAAAUAUGAAAAGAAAAAAAAAGCACAGACAGAAAACCGAUAUAAAGUACGUAUACAAUUCUGACAAGUGAGAAGCGAAACUGUGGUUUGCUAGUGGUCUUUGUGCUUCAUGUACCCUGUACAAGUAUUAAUCAACAAGGUACUUGUAUAUACAUCAACAUCGUCCUUGAUAUGGCAAACACCUAUGAAUUAUUUUUAAUAUCCUCUUUAUUGUAAUGUGCUCGUGUUGUUGACUUAUUUUACAUUGUUUGGAAAAAAUAAUAAAUGGUAUAACCUUA
Molecule: messenger RNA, 2940 nt
Organism: Lingula anatina
Lineage: Eukaryota; Metazoa; Brachiopoda; Lingulata; Lingulida; Lingulidae
Biological process (GO): stabilization of membrane potential; potassium ion transmembrane transport
Cellular component (GO): plasma membrane
Molecular function (GO): outward rectifier potassium channel activity; potassium ion leak channel activity
Source: RefSeq, a predicted model, not a curated record